UCCGCCGCCGGCCCGCGCGGCGCCGCGGGCGGCUCCGUGGCCAUGCGGGCGGCACAGCCGCGCUCCCGGCAGCAGACGCUGGCCCUGCGGCGGCAGCUCGUCGGCUCUUCUUGCAAGCUGUUUUUUCCUAAUGAUCCAGUGAAGAUCAUGAAGGCCAAAGGCCAGUAUAUGUAUGAUGAGAAUGGGAGACAGUACCUUGACUGCAUAAACAAUGUUGCUCACGUUGGACACUGUCACCCUGAUAUAGUAAAGGCAGCCCAUGAACAGAAUCAAUUGUUAAAUACAAAUUCUCGUUACCUUCAUGACAACUUGGUUGAUUAUGCAGAGAGACUUUCAAAAACACUACCUGAGAAAUUAUGUAUCUUCUAUUUUUUGAAUUCUGGAUCUGAAGCCAACGACCUUGCCCUGAGAUUGGCACGGCAGUACACAAAACAUGAGGAUGUUAUCGUUUUAGACCAUGCUUACCAUGGACAUCUGACAUCUUUGAUUGACAUAAGCCCAUAUAAAUUCAGAAAUCUAGAAGGACAAAAGGAAUGGGUCCACGUGGCUCCUGUUCCAGACACAUACAGAGGACUUUAUAGAGAAGACCAUGAAGAUUCAGUAACAGCCUAUGCUGAUGAAGUAAAAAAUAUUAUUGAGCAUGCACAUAAGAGAGGCAGAAAGAUUGCUGCAUUUUUUGUUGAAUCUCUACCAAGUGUGGGUGGUCAAAUCAUUCCCCCAGCAGGGUAUUUUCAGAAGGUUGCAGAGCAUGUGCACAAGGCAGGAGGUGUAUUUAUUGCUGAUGAAAUUCAAGUUGGCUUUGGCAGGGUUGGCAAGCACUUUUGGGCAUUCCAGCUUCAGGGAGAAGAUUUUAUACCUGAUAUUGUCACUAUGGGGAAACCAAUAGGAAAUGGGCACCCACUUGCUUGUGUAGCAACAACAAAAGAAAUUGCAGAAGCAUUUGCGGCCACAGGAGUAGAGUAUUUUAAUACAUUUGGUGGGAACCCUGUUUCAUGUGCCAUUGGAUUAGCUGUGUUAGAUGUAAUUGAAAAGGAACACCUUCAGGCUCAUGCCACAGAGGUAGGCAACUUCUUGAUGAAGACACUCAAGGAGCAGCAAAUCAAGCAUCCCAUCAUCGGUGAUGUCAGAGGUUGUGGCUUAUUCAUUGGAGUGGACUUAAUCAAGGACCAAGCAGAAAGGACUCCAGCCACAGCAGAAGCAGAGGUUUUAAUAACAAGACUUAAGGAAAAAUAUAUUCUUCUGAGUACAGAUGGGCCAGGAAGAAAUGUGCUGAAAUUCAAGCCCCCAAUGUGUUUUAAUAUGGAGGAUGCAAAAUUUGUUGUGGAGACAAUUGACAAAAUACUAACAGGUAAAAAAAAAAUUAUCAAAACCCUCAAAAACAGUGGGUGGUUUCUGAACUUUCUUGAAGACAAUGCUGAGCUGCUGAGCCUGAUUUUCAGAUAAUGCUAAAAUGGAGCCAAGAUGGUAAAUGCUGAGCACAAUGGUAAAUGCUGAGCAGAGUAACUUCUCAGUUACUCUGUGCUGAGGUUCCACAACAAAACUACUUCCUCUACAGAUGCACUUGUCUUUUAGAACAGUUUUUCUCUGGCUGAGGUUUGAGUGUUUAGCUUAUCUGAACAAGCACAAUUUGUAAAAGAGGUCCACAUGUUCCUGAAAGCCAUAAUCUGUGUACUUUUGCCACUUAGCUUUUUAUACAACUUCUACACACUCAGCAUUAAGAAAGUUUGUGACUUUUUUUUUUUUUUACACUAAGUCAUGGCUUUUCUAAGUUGUUGCUUUAUUCUCUCUCCAGAUAUGGAAAAAGAAUGUCUGAACCAACAGAAAACACCUAUUUGGUCCACCUGAGCAGGUAUUUACCUAGAGUCACCCAGAACCAUUUAAAAGCCAAGGUUCCUAAACAUAAUUUCACAAGCACUGUCAGAAUAAAGCUUCCUCAGAGAUGCUGUUACUCAAAGGUUGCAGGAAUUUCUGGGGAUCUCCAAGCAUGGACCACACAUCCAGCAUUCACAACUGCCUUCCAUCAGUCUGACACUCCCAGCAACACUGUGUGCAUCACUUGUUGUAAGCAAGGGCCAACAUGUCCCAGACAUGACUGUCUCUGGAGCAUGCAAAUGACUGCACAUCCACACAAACAGAGCUUUCUUUUCUGCUUGCUGCUCAGUGCCUUCAGGCUCCAGCCAGAAGCUGGUCCAGCUGCAUAACCACUUCUCAGCAGAUCUCCCCUUAAGUGUCAUUUCAGGUUCACAGCUGGCAUCUCAUGCUUCAGGAUCCAUUUACCCCUAGACAAAAAGUUUGUGGGUAUCAGAGUAAGAUUGGUCUUGUUAAGUCUUCAUAGUUUUGUUAUCUCUUCAUCUGUUGAGGUCCCUCAGUAGAUUGCCAAGAGAACAUCUAGCUGCAACUCAGUUUGCUGCACACUCAUGAGCACAGUGUACACUUACAGUUACCACCUUGGUAACAACAUCCUUUGGUACACUUAGUACUUCUUCAAACUACUCUAAGAGACAACCAGAUGUUUAGAUGAACUCUGGAUAGCUGGGCAGGAAUGCACCUAACAUGGUCAUUGUGAGCAGUGUAAUCAUUAGUGGCCUCAACCACCAUGAGAUUCACAGUGCUAUGGCCCUGAGCUAAGGAGAAAUAUGUUUUUAGUUCAGUGUAUAUUAGUAUAGCAGGCACAAGAAAAAUGUGUUAAUAUUUUAUUUAGCAAGUUAAUGGAAAGACAUACAGCUGUUUAUACUACUUAUUCUUAGGAACAGAAAGAUUACUUAACAGUGCCAGUGCAAAUUAGAGGCCUAAUGACUUAAUGUACUUAUCUGUGAUCUAAACUAAGCAAGAAAAAUGCCUUUAUUUUCUACAGGAAACCAAGAAUGCAAAAAGCCUCUUACUACGUACAGUACUAGUAAGACACUUACAUAUAAUGUAAGCGAAAAUGAGGCAAUUAAGUAAUUUCUUUUAAUGAUACUUUUACAAAAAAAAAAACCGUAACAUUAUUUUCUUUCCAUAGGUUUCAAACAAUGUUCAAGAUCUACUACUAAGAAACAUUAUUCUACUAUAAUAAUGCACAUUUAAUCUUCAUCCUAGCAUGUCUUAGACCAGAUAAGUCACCUUUGAGUUUUCUGUUUUCAUUUAUCUUGUUUUUAGUAAAAGCCCUAAGAGAAAUAAAUUUUACAAGAGCUUGUCUCAA
Molecule: messenger RNA, 3181 nt
Organism: Vidua chalybeata
Lineage: Eukaryota; Metazoa; Chordata; Aves; Passeriformes; Viduidae
Gene: PHYKPL
Product: 5-phosphohydroxy-L-lysine phospho-lyase
Exons: 11
Coding region: 43-1443 (466 amino acids)
Cellular component (GO): mitochondrion
Molecular function (GO): transaminase activity; pyridoxal phosphate binding
Source: RefSeq, a predicted model, not a curated record